This is a messenger RNA of Fusarium fujikuroi IMI 58289, 1503 nucleotides long. Its product is annotated as probable UGA2-succinate semialdehyde dehydrogenase. Lineage: Eukaryota; Fungi; Ascomycota; Sordariomycetes; Hypocreales; Nectriaceae. Gene Ontology annotation, molecular function: succinate-semialdehyde dehydrogenase (NAD+) activity. Bases 1 to 1503 code for a protein of 500 amino acids. The transcript is spliced from 4 exons. The record is from RefSeq and is a predicted model, not a curated record.
AUGGCUUACCCGUUACCGUUCAAACUUGAUCGUCCUGAUCUCCUCAUCACCGAUUCUUACAUCCAAGGCCAAACCAAACCCGCCCUCUCCGGUUCAACCUUCGACGUACUCGAUCCUGGCACCAAUAAGCCAUGGACAAAGGUCACCGAUAAUUCACCCGAUGACGUCGAUGCAACUGUUCGCGUCGCACACAGGGCAUUCCAAUCCUUCAAGAAAACCUCACCCCGGGCACGUGCCCAGUGGCUUCUUAGAUGGGACGGUCUUAUCCGCGAGCAUAAAGCCGAUCUAGCCACGCUCUUGGUUUAUGAGACGGGAAAACCGUACAUCGAGGCAAUCGGGGAAAUGGACUACUCUUUGACCUUCGUGUCAUGGUUUGCGGGCGAGGCAGAGCGGAUCCAAGGAACGUGCUUUGCCCCGUCCGCACCUGACAGGCGAGUAGUCACUAUCAAACAGCCACUCGGUGUCGCUAUCGCCUUAGUGCCGUGGAAUUUCCCCGUCGCUAUGGUUCUCAGAAAAGCUGCGGCUGCUUUGGCGGCUGGUUGCACCAUGGUAGUCAAGCCAUCGCCCGAAACGCCGGUGACAGCCAUGGCUUUAGCUAAGUUGGCCACCGAGGCUGGAUUCCCGGAUGGUGUUUUGAAUGUCUUACCGACGAGUUUGGAAAACACGCCAUCGCUAAGUGAAGCUCUUUGCAAGCACGAGCUAGUUAAAAAGGUUACCUUUACAGGAUCAACGCGAGUUGGGACCCUGGUUGCGAACCACUGCAGUUCCGGUCUCAAGAAAGUGGUUCUGGAACUAGGCGGCAAUUGCCCUUGUCUCAUCUUCGACGACGCAGACAUCGAAGCUGCUUUACGAGAACUUGUCGGGCUCAAAUGGCGUCACGCAGGCCAAGCUUGUGUCACAGUCAAUCGCUUCCUUGUGCAAUCUGGGGUAUACGACAAGUUCCUACAGCGCUUUACUGAAGAGACUGCCAAGUAUAUCAUCGGCCACGGCGCUGCUGAAGGAACUACCCUUGGACCCGUUACGAAGCCUGAGAGUUUGGAUCGAGCUGAGCGACUUAUUAAAGAUGCUGUUUCGAAAGGCGCUCGAAUUGUCACUGGAGGUAAUCGUGUUUCUCCGAAGGGAGGCGAAGGUGGAUAUUUCUUCGAGCCGACGAUUCUCGCUGACAUGUCGCAUGAUACUCUGAUCUCAUGCGAAGAGUGUUUCGCGCCGAUUGCAGCUUUUUAUAAGUUCGAGACGGAAGAGGAGGCUGUUCAAGCGGCUAAUGAUACACCGAUGGGUCUUGCUAGCUAUGCGUUUACAAAGAAUGUGGACCGUAUCUGGCGAAUGCUUGAGAACCUUGAGGCUGGGAUGAUUGCACUGAACACGGGCAAUUCUUCUGCGGCCGAGUCACCAUUUGGAGGGAUCAAAAUGUCAGGUUAUGGAAAGGAAGCUGGGAAAGACGUAGCUGUGAGCGAGUAUAUGGUCUCCAAGACGGGUACUAUUACAGUCCACGGGCUUAUUUAG